Molecule: messenger RNA, 1023 nt
Organism: Staurois parvus
Lineage: Eukaryota; Metazoa; Chordata; Amphibia; Anura; Ranidae
Source: the annotation of a GenBank genome assembly
AUGCUUCACCAGCCUGCGGCUGCAGCCAUGGAUCAACUGCUGUAUUUCCACAAUGCUUCCUCUGGGAGGAUGUCCCAGCACCACUACGACCCAUGGGACACCAACACCUCCACUGUUACCACAUCCGACCUGUCUCCAGAUGAGACUGUCAAUCCGUGGGACAUUAUUCUCUGUGUAACAGGAACCAUCAUGGCAUGUGAAAACGCAAUUGUGAUAGCUAUACUCUUCUAUACACCCACACUUCGUGCCCCCAUGUUUAUACUCAUCGGCAGCCUGGCACUGGCAGAUCUAUUUGCUGGUGUGGGACUUAUUGUGAAUUUUGUAGUCCUAUAUGUGUUUAAUAGUGAAGUGGCCACACUGAGCUCUGCAGGGCUGCUAUUAGCUGCUUUCUCAGCCUCUGUCUGCAGCCUUCUAGCUAUCACAGUGGACAGAUACCUGUCUCUAUACAAUGCCCUUACCUACCACACAGAGAGAACACUGACUUUCACCUACAUAAUGCUAAUUCUGCUGUGGGCCCUGUGUAUCUGCAUUGGUUUAUUACCCAUCAUGGGCUGGAACUGUGUUAGAGAACAGUCCUCCUGCAGUGUCCUGAGACCGGUGACCAAAAACAAUGCAGCUGUAUUGGCAGUGACCUUCCUCCUUCUCUUCGCCCUGAUGAUGCAACUCUACCUGCAAAUAUGCAGGAUCGCUUUCCGCCAUGCCCAGCAGAUUGCAGUGCAGCACCAGUUUAUGGCCACAUCUCAGGCCUCCAGCACCAGGAAGGGAGUUUCAACCUUGUCUCUCAUUUUGGGUACUUUUGCACUUUGCUGGAUUCCCUUUGCGGUGUAUUCAUUGGUCGCUGACUCAAGUUACCCUAUGAUAUACACGUACUCACUGGUUCUGCCAGCCACUUUCAAUUCAGUCAUCAACCCCAUUAUUUAUGCUUUCAGAAACCCAGACAUACAGAAAUCUCUAUGGCUUGCCUGCUGUGGUUGUAUCCCACCCAGGUUCCUAUCUGGUCCUAGAACUUCCAGUGAUGUAUAG